AUGGAGUAUUUUAAGUUUUUCCCAGAAGAGAUUAGAAUAGACAUACUCAGCCGACUACCAGCUGAAUUUGUUUUCCAAUGCAAAUUAGUAUGCUCAAAUUGGAGACUUCUGGUUCGUCAUCCAUCAUUCUAUCAGAUGUAUUUACAUCAUCUUUAUCAUCCUUAUGAUUCUCCUGCAGCUGCUCAUUCUGGUAAGAUGAAUUUCAUUGCUUUUACUGAUACUGAGUGGAAAUACACUUCAAAAUAUCACUACAUUGAAUAUGAUAAUGAGUCAACACCACCGAUUCAGAGAAUUAGAAGAAUCAAUUUAGCCCUUCCGUGUAAGCAUUUUUGGUUUGUUGGUUCUUGUAAUGGUUUGAUCUGUCUUAUUAGUCGAUCUGUUUGUAUUUGUAACCCAGUCACUAAGGAAUAUGUUUUGCUUCCAAAAAUUGAGAGAGAUGGUUGUGGUAGUGAUCCGUAUACUUGUGGGAUGACAACUAGCUUUGGUUAUGCUUCUUCAACCAAUGAGUAUAAAGUUGUAGGAAUUUAUGUGGCGAAGCACAAUUCUCUGCAAAUCCACAUUUACACUCUAGGCAGUGGCAGUGGAUGGAGAAACCUUGGAAACUUCACUAAUGAGUUUAUUUUAUUACAAUUUUAG
Messenger RNA from Papaver somniferum (opium poppy), 636 nucleotides. Its product is annotated as F-box protein At3g07870-like. The transcript has a single exon. The record is from RefSeq and is a predicted model, not a curated record. Bases 1 to 636 code for a protein of 211 amino acids. Gene Ontology annotation, molecular function: protein binding. Lineage: Eukaryota; Viridiplantae; Streptophyta; Magnoliopsida; Ranunculales; Papaveraceae.